AUGAAGGAGGGCUUCCAAGGCUUCAGACUUUCAGCUCCCGUCUCUGACAACCAGCUUGUACCUUGGCCAUUCUUGCUUUAUGCUUCAGGUUCAGAUAGCUUAUUGGAUAACAGUGGACGUCAUGGAGGUGAGUCCUGCAAGAAUGGUGAAGCAAUUCAACCGUUUCUUUUGGACUCCGUUUUAGGCAGCCUUGGGCUGGGACUAACCUGCACAGGGGAGGUUAGGGGGAUACAAUCCCAGACCGAUAUUUCUCAGAGCAGCGCUCCUGGCAAUAGCAAUACGGAGCGGGCAUGGGAUGCUUCCACGAGCCAGGCGAGAGAGAGAGAUCUCCGAGAGUGUAUAGCAAUUAAUGUCAAACAUAACUGGCUGAAAGCCACGGUGGACCCCGUAGCCUUUCCCCCGGACACAGAACCCACAGCAAAGGUGGAUAUCUCAUCGCUCCUCUUGUCUCAAGAUGAGGCAAAAGAGACAUAUACAACAGUCAGCCCGGUGACAGAGUCUGUAGUUGUGCCAGCCCCAGCAGGAACAACUGCAGGCUCUCCCUGCUCAACAAUACUCCCAAAGGCAAUCGAAACGCGACUACCUAUUUCCCCAAUCGCCGGAUCCACCGUACCAGCAAAACGACGACAGCCAGCCCCGCCACUGGAAGUUCCAGCCAAAAGGCAAUCGAAGUGGUCAGCUGAUGAAGAUGCUCUGAUCACAGAACUGCGAGGUAGUUCAAUGAAAUGGAACGACAUCAGCAACAGGAUACCUGGCCGAAGUGCAAUUGGUUGUCGUCUUCAUUACCAAAAUUACCUUAAACCACGGAGCGAGUGGGAUGAGGAUCUUAAGAACAUGCUGGCUAGGCAGUACGAAAGGUUCAGACGGGAGAUGUGGACUAAAAUAGCAGAUAUUUUAGGCCGCUCGUGGAGAUCAGCUGAAGCGAUGCAUUGGCAGCUAGGGAAACAAGAGAUGGCUAGACGUGCUGGAGUGAAAUCGUUUUCGCUUUCAAAUACAACAUCAGAACCACCUCAGAAGCCACACAGACACAGAGCGACAACGCCGAGAUCGAGGCGAGACGCAGGGACACGAGGAGUGCAAGGUCAGCAACUUCCUCCUGUUGCCGAACUCUCUGCUGGAGCUGCGUCUAGUCAGUCGCGUGAGCAUUAUCCUUUGAGGAGGUCCCCGAAGUCGCCUACAGAACAGAGUCGUGUAGGAACCCCGCAUAGGAGGAGGAACCCGGUCUAG
Messenger RNA from Paracoccidioides brasiliensis Pb18, 1227 nucleotides. RefSeq lists its product as uncharacterized. The record is from RefSeq and is a predicted model, not a curated record. The transcript has 6 exons. The coding region runs from base 1 to 1227 and encodes 408 amino acids.